Sabethes cyaneus is the source of this 4728-nucleotide messenger RNA. It is a transcript of the gene Dyrk2, whose product is annotated as dual specificity tyrosine-phosphorylation-regulated kinase 2. The transcript has 10 exons. The coding region runs from base 1026 to 2945 and encodes 639 amino acids. The record is from RefSeq and is a predicted model, not a curated record. NCBI's taxonomy places the organism in Eukaryota, Metazoa, Arthropoda, Insecta, Diptera, Culicidae. Gene Ontology annotation, biological process: peptidyl-serine phosphorylation; peptidyl-threonine phosphorylation. Gene Ontology annotation, molecular function: ATP binding; protein serine/threonine/tyrosine kinase activity; protein serine/threonine kinase activity. Gene Ontology annotation, cellular component: nucleus.
GAGUUGUUGCAUGGCUGAAUAGUUCCGAAACGCGUGAGCCUUGUUUUCGAACUUGAACCGAAUUCGAAUGUUGUGUUGCAAACUGCGCGAGUGGAAAAGUGACAGCCUGCAGUUCUGAGCUUCACAGUUCUUCGCCGUGUCACGGUUAGUGCUUUUGUUGGUUUUAGUCUUCCUAAAAAAAGAAGGAAAAAUACAAGAAACAAGCUAAUCAAUUCACCUCCGCGAAGGCAGAAAGGCAGAACGAAACGUGAAAAAUCUCCAAAGUAAUCAAUUGAUCCAGAUUGAAAUCUGGGAUUGCAGCAAAGGGCAUAAGAGCAAAACAAAGGUGAAGAAGACAAACGAGGUAAACAGCAUAAAAGCACCGUUGUUGAUGCUAAUGCGGAAAAAUUAGACUCAAAAAGGUGAAUAAUAAUUGCAUCGAAAAUAAUUCGACUCCAUACAGCUUUAUCAGCCUUCGUUUACAGUGUACGUGAAAUUGAAGUGUUUGAUAAGUUGCAAAAGUUGUGAAGUGCACGGCAAGCAAGUAGGUAUAGCUGCAGCUUGGAGUUAUUUUUUUUCUGUCGGGUGCAACAACGGUGCGAAAGAAGUGCACAACCCAGUGGGUGGAAUCGCUUAUACCAGUAGUGGGUUUCGCAAGAAGGUUUUCCUCCCCUGCGGGCACUGGCGUGUCGUUGGUUUAGAAGAAUAAUAGAUAGAAGUGGAAAAGGUUGCUGAAGAAGAAAUUAUAUGUGCUUAUUUUUUGCGUAAUCUCCGCGGCAUCGUAACUUCAAUCAGUGGCCAAACCGUCGUCGUACCCGCACUUCUUCCCGUAGACUGACUGACUUCUAAGAGCUUCUUAACAAAUCACCGUUGUUGGUGGCAGCGGCAGUCAGUGGGUUUCCAGCAGCAGCAGCAUCGACCCACACACGGCACGGCACGGCACAGAAGAUCUCAAAGCAGCAGCGUUCUUUUGUUGCGUUAGAGCUAGUUGGUUGCACCUUUCAGCGAAGUAAACCUGCAAACGCCAUUGCUGCAAAGCUGCAAUCAUGCUGGAGCGCGGACCAGUACAGUUAGACAACGACAAGUGUCGUCGCGAACGGGAACCGCAUCGGUCCGGAUCGCGUAUCGAUCUCGCCAGCCUAUGUGGACCGCGAAACGGGUCCAGAUCUGGCCGAAACAAUAUGGUGGAUUCACACGGUAACGCGCUGCCAUCGCUCAGCCCGUCCAGCAAUAACAACUCGUCCUCGUCGACGGCGGCCAGCAGUGAUAUCGACCAGAAGGCGGUCCCGUUGACACCCAAAGAAGCACUAAAGUACCACGGAGCCGGACUAACGGACUACGAGAAGCAGGAAAUUGAGAAAUAUCCGGAAAUUUACUACCUGGGGCUCGAAGCCUGCAAACUCAAUGCCAAACCGGGAACUGCUCUCAACUCGGGUUAUGAUGAUGACAAUGGAAGCUAUAAUAAGGUUAUUCAUGAUCACAUCUGCUACCGGUACGAAAUUCUGGAAGUCAUCGGUAAGGGUAGCUUCGGGCAGGUCAUCCGAGCGCUGGACCACAAAACCCAUCAGCACGUUGCAGUCAAAAUUAUCCGCAACAAGAAGCGCUUCCACCAUCAGGCUCUGGUCGAGGUGAGAAUAUUGGACGAAUUGCGGAAGAAGGACUCGGAUGGAUCGUACAAUGUGAUACAUAUGCUAGACUACUUUUACUUCCGCAAUCAUCUGUGCAUCAGCUUUGAAUUGAUGAGCCUCAACCUGUACGAACUCAUCAGAAAGAAUAACUACCAAGGAUUCAGUCUGAGCCUUAUUCGAAGGUUCUGCAACUCGAUAGUCAAAUGCCUCCGGUUGCUGUACCAGGAGAACAUCAUUCACUGUGAUCUAAAGCCCGAGAACGUUCUGCUGAAGCAGCGAGGUAGCAGCUCGAUAAAGGUUAUCGAUUUUGGCAGCUCAUGCUACUCGCACCGCAAAGUGUACACCUACAUCCAGUCCCGCUUCUAUCGGUCACCGGAAGUCAUCCUGGGACUGACGUACGGACCGGCCAUCGAUAUGUGGAGCUUAGGUUGUAUACUGGCAGAACUAUACACCGGAUAUCCGCUGUUCCCCGGGGAGAAUGAAUCGGAGCAAUUGGCGUGUUUGAUGGAAGUUCUCGGCAUGCCUCCGGAUGAUGUCAUUAAUUCUUGCACUAGAAAGAGGGUGUUUUUCGACUAUUUUCCAUCCGUAGAAUCCCGAUUUAUUGCACGGAAUAUUACAAACACUAAAGGACGCAAGCGGAAGCCGGGUUCGAGGAACCUUUCGCAAGCCCUGCGUUGCAACGAUACAGUGUUCAUCGAUUUCGUCAGCAGAUGCCUGGAAUGGGAUCCCAAGAAACGCAUGACCCCGGACGAGGCGACGCGCCACGAGUGGCUCCAGCCGAGCGCCUCCUCCACGUACGUUUCGUCCAAGUCAAAGGAAAACAGUGAUAAUCAGCUCAGCUUUAUGCAAAAACUGCAACGAUCUCAGCCAAUGACACCAAAUACAAUCCUUCCGGAGAUUAAAACUCCCUCCACUCGGCAGCGCUACGUCAGGGAACGGGUUAAAGCUCUAGAUAUCGAAUCAGCACAACAGCAAUACUCACUACAUCGACUGUACCAUGGCAGGAAGCCAACGCUGACUUCGUCCAACAGUAACAGUAACAAUAACAACAACAACAACAGCAACCAGAACAAUGUCCACAGCAGUAAUACCAAUCUCAGCAGUCACAACAAUAACAACGGCGGUAUGCACGGCAGCAACAGUAGUUUCAAUAUCAAUCACAGCAGCAGCAGAGAGACAAUAAACAACAACAACAACGGCAACAGCAAGUAUUCGUCAAACCGCAACAGAACCGGUGGCGGCGGUGGAGGUAGCGGUGGUCACCACUACCACCAUCACGGUGGCAUGCCACACUCGCAGAGUACCGGCGAUGUGUCAGCCAUUUUUGGCCGCGCAUGACGCGACACCCAUGGCAAGCCCAAACGCAGCAGCAAACUGAUUGGCAUGAUCUGAGUUCUUGCCCCCCGCCCGAAUCGGUGACACGACGAACGGAAUCAAUAGUGUUGUAAUCAUCGUGGUUGUCUGUAUUGUUUAGUGCAGUAGGCUGUAUGAUAUAGGAAGUAGGCGUGCCCUCCCCCGCUCAGGCGAGAUAGACAGAUCGAUGUAGUAGGAAUAUGUUAAAUGCUAAUCAGUAUCCAUAAUCCUCAGAAAGUAAUCAUCCUCCCACUGCCUUCCUCCAAAAAAUUAAAGAAAAAAACUAGAGUUAGUCGGAGAUUCCUCGCCAUUUGAUAGUUGAUGGUGAUUAUUUCGUAAUACAUAGUCUUUUUAGGUUAGGUGAGUUACAUUGACAUUGAGGACCUUUCAAAGCUUCUUUUGCGUUAGGAAUCUCUACAUUCCGCGGGCUGUGGUUCGAGAUAUUCCGUUGAAAUGUUUUCUCUUGCUCCUUCUAAACUAAAAUACAAAGUAUGUGUUCCUGCUAAGAGACUAUAUUUUCUACAGUAUUAGAGUGUUUUGUGCGGUUAGUUCGCUAAUUCCAUUGUACUUUUACAUAGCAGAAGGCGUUCAAUCUAAAGGCCUACAAAACUCUUUGUUUUGUAAUUAUGCGUACAUACAAUCAUAAUAAUCAUUGGAGAUAACCUAUUUAGUAGCAAUCCUUUCAGUAUCGUGCAAUCAUAGGGCCUAAAGUAUUUGAAUCAUUCUGUGAAACCCAAUUAACUAUUCUUCGAAAUUAAAUAUAAAUCUAAUUAACCUCCUCCGGAUUUGAAUGUAGUGACAUUUGGUACCCGAAUGUUCUGUCUAGAAAGGAAGGAGUGUGUAUUGCACAGUUUUAGUAUCCAUCUACGAUUUAAAAAGUGUGUUGAAAUGUAAGCCAAAUAGUUAUAUAUAAGUACGGUAGAAUUAGCCUGCAGUCAAACCUGGAAAGUUUGGAUUUUAUUACACAUGAAUUGUAGAAAACAUUCAGUAAAGCCGGAAUAAAUGGAACCAAACAGAUGAUUUAUCAUAGAAACUCAAACACUUGGAUUCUCUUCUUUUCAACCAUUAAAGUUCGGGAUCAGUGCAGUGACACGAGCUGACUAUAUUUGAACAAUAUCAACAAGGAAUUAUAAAUACUGACAAGCUGAAGAGGACAAACAAACAGAUUCACGUCACGACAAAUGCUGCAAAUGUUGCGUUACACAUAGUUCGACUGACUUCCAACAAUAUAGAUAAAACUGUAAAGAAGCUACCUGUAAUUUAUUGUUUAGAGACAGCCAACAAGAAAACAAAACACAAGAUGGCAGCAAAUGUAGAACAAAUACUAAUACAAUCGGAUAGAAAAAAGCCGACAAAAAAGUAAGAAAUUAAUAUAAUCAGUCAAACGUCAGAGUAAAUUAAUCUAUUAUUAGCGUGUAGUGAAGGAAGAAGUAAUAUGUUUUUCUUUUGUAACGUUUCGGCAAAUUACCUCUAAAAUAAUAUACGUUUAAAAUCUUCUCAAAAAUAAAGAAAAAAAAAUCAAUGAGCGCCUAUGUUAAAGUUGCUAACCUUAAUCGAAGGCAUUUUCGACAAACGAUGAGUAAAUUAUAAUCACCGCUAAAUUUCUCAAGCAUGCAAGAAAAAAAAACGAAGCUCUUUUCUCAGACACUAACUAUGAUUGAAGCUAAAUUACACUCUUAAACAAAGUGAAAUACAUAUAUGAAUAUAUGCUUACAUAUAUAUAUGGGAAUUCAUUAUUUUAUGUACAUUCUUGUCAAACCGCAAAAAA